This is a messenger RNA of Lemur catta (Ring-tailed lemur), 2317 nucleotides long. RefSeq names its product protein kinase C zeta (gene PRKCZ). The coding region runs from base 150 to 1928 and encodes 592 amino acids. Gene Ontology annotation, molecular function: ATP binding; protein serine/threonine kinase activity; protein binding. Gene Ontology annotation, biological process: protein phosphorylation. NCBI's taxonomy places the organism in Eukaryota, Metazoa, Chordata, Mammalia, Primates, Lemuridae. The record is from RefSeq and is a predicted model, not a curated record. The transcript is spliced from 18 exons.
CGCCCCCCGCCCGCGCCCCCGCCCGCCCAAGUUCCGCGGAGUCGGCCGGGCGGCCCCGCGCCGCGCCCCCUUCCGCGUUCCGCCGUCGGCCGCACCUGGCGCCCCCGCCCCGGCCGGGCCCCGUGCAGCGGCCGAGCGCCCGGCGCGCCAUGCCCGGCAGGACGGGCCCCAGCAUGGACGGGAGCGGCGGCCGCGUCCGCCUGAAGGCGCACUACAGCGGGGACAUCUUCAUCACCAGUGUGCACGCCGCCACCACCUUCGACGAGCUCUGCGAGGAAGUGAGGGACAUGUGCCGGCUGCACCCGCACCACCCGCUCACCCUCAAGUGGGUGGACAGCGAAGGUGACCCUUGCACCGUGUCUUCCCAGAUGGAGCUGGAGGAGGCUUUCCGCCUGGCCUGUCAGCACAGGGACGAAGGGCUCAUCAUCCACGUGUUCCCCAGCAUCCCUGAGCAGCCGGGCAUGCCCUGUCCAGGAGAAGACAAAUCCAUCUACCGCCGUGGAGCCAGGCGAUGGAGGAAGCUCUACCGCGCCAACGGCCAUCUCUUCCAAGCCAAGCGCUUUAACAGGAGAGCGUACUGCGGCCAGUGCAGCGAAAGGAUAUGGGGCCUCGCGCGGCAGGGCUACAGGUGCGUCAGCUGCAGACUGCUGGUCCAUAAGCGCUGCCACGUCCUCGUCCCGACGACCUGCAGGAGGCAUAUGGAUUCUGUCAUGCCUUCCCAAGAACCUCCAGUAGAUGACAAGAACGACGACGUGGACCUUCCUUCUGAGGAGACAGAUGGAAUUGCUUUUAUUUCUUCAACCCGGAAACAUGACAACAUUAAAGACGAUUCUGAGGACCUUAAGCCGGUCAUCGACGGCAUGGACGGGAUCAAGAUCUCUCAGGGGCUCGGGCUGCAGGACUUCGACCUCAUCAGAGUCAUCGGGCGCGGGAGCUACGCCAAGGUCCUGUUGGUGCGGCUGAAGAAGAACGACCAGAUCUACGCCAUGAAGGUGGUGAAGAAGGAGCUGGUCCACGACGACGAGGACAUUGACUGGGUGCAGACGGAGAAGCACGUGUUUGAGCAGGCUUCCAGCAACCCCUUCCUGGUCGGCUUACACUCCUGCUUCCAGACCACCAGUCGGUUGUUCCUGGUCAUAGAAUACGUCAACGGUGGGGACCUCAUGUUCCACAUGCAGAGACAGAGGAAGCUCCCGGAGGAACAUGCCAGGUUCUACGCGGCGGAGAUCUGCAUCGCCCUCAACUUCCUGCACGAGAGAGGGAUCAUCUACCGCGACCUGAAGCUGGACAACGUCCUCCUGGAUGCCGACGGGCACAUCAAGCUGACGGACUACGGCAUGUGCAAGGAAGGCCUGGGCCCCGGGGACACGACGAGCACCUUCUGCGGAACCCCAAACUACAUCGCGCCCGAAAUCCUGCGGGGAGAGGAGUACGGGUUCAGCGUGGACUGGUGGGCGCUGGGGGUCCUCAUGUUUGAGAUGAUGGCAGGACGCUCCCCGUUCGACAUCAUCACCGACAACCCCGACAUGAACACGGAGGACUACCUAUUCCAAGUUAUCCUGGAGAAGCCGAUCCGGAUACCCCGGUUCCUGUCCGUCAAAGCCUCCCACGUUUUGAAGGGAUUUUUAAACAAGGACCCCAAAGAGAGGCUUGGCUGCCGGCCGCAGACCGGAUUUUCCGACAUCAAGUCCCACGCAUUCUUCCGCAGCAUCGACUGGGACCUGCUGGAGAAGAAGCAGGCCCUGCCACCGUUCCAGCCGCAGAUAGCGGAUGACUAUGGGCUGGACAACUUCGACACGCAGUUCACCAGCGAGCCCGUGCAGCUGACCCCCGACGACGAGGACGUCAUCAAGAGAAUCGACCAGUCUGAGUUUGAAGGUUUCGAGUACAUCAACCCACUACUGCUGUCCACCGAGGAGUCCGUGUGAGGUCGCACGUCUCUGCCGUGGACACACGUGACUGACCCUGUAACUUUACCCUUAACCACAGCAUAUGCAUGCCAGGCUGGGCACAGGCUCCGAGGGCGGCCGGGGAGGGACGCUUGCCGCCGAGGCCACGCAGGGAGGCGCCCGGCGGGCUCUUCUCGGAGCAGAACAGUCUCUCGCGUCCGGGCCGGACAGGCCAGCUUAGGGCUGGAGGAAUUUGCUUCUUGUGCCUGCGUCGCGGAGGACCCGCGGUGACCCUGUCCGAGGGGGACUGUCACACACUUUCGAAGGUGCACAUUUGCCGCAGAAACAGAACUCAGUGCGCUGACCUGCUCCGCCAGGAACGUGAGCGUGUAAUGUCCCGAGGAAUAAAGUGUACCGGUGAUGUCGAA